UUCCUGCAAAUGAGUUCAGUUUUCGCAUCUUGGUAUUGAAUCCCGUGUUAUUAUAACCUUCAGAUUAGGUCGUCACGACUCUUUGUAGAUUUGGAGCUUCUUGGCAUGCAUCUCGCGAAAUCCUAAUCGGAUCGGUUAAUCAACUUUAUGUUUCGGAACGACUGUUGAACGAUAGUUUACGAAUUGACCUCUUUCUAGAUAGCUACUAGUUAGCAUGAAGGGGUGUAAGUAGCUGUGAUUAAGACCGGGGGAGAAAACUCGAGAGAUUAAGACAAUUGGGAUCCAUUCCAGGAAAGCAUGUUAGUCUCCUGAUUUGCAGCCGUACACUUGAGUUGAAAACGAGGAUUGGAAGUCAAAUUACUUGAUUGCAUGCGAUUGAAGAGUGGUUGGAAAGGAAAUCCGGAGAUGGAGGUUGGAGGAGUGGGAGACGUCGCUAGCAGUGCUGAGGAGCAGGAGAAGUGGUUGGCGGAUGCCAUCGCUCUCGUCCAGCAUAAUGCGUUUUAUAUGCACCGUGCGCUGGAUAGCAAUAAUUUGCGAGAAGCUCUUAAGUAUUCGGCUCAGAUGUUGUCUGAGCUGAGGACGUCCAAGCUGUCACCACAAAAGUACUAUGAGCUCUAUAUGAGAAUGUUUGUUGAACUGCAGCGAUUGGAAAUUUUCUUUCAAGAUGAAACCAAGAGAGGUCGCACACCUGCAGAUUUAUACGAGCUUGUUCAGCAUGCUGGAAACAUAUUGCCUCGUUUGUAUUUACUCUGUACGGUGGGAUCAGUGUACAUAAUGUCAAACGAAGCGCCAGCUAAGGAUGUGUUGAAGGACCUUGUGGAAAUGAUUCGAGGAGUUCAGCAUCCCAUUCGGGGGCUAUUUCUACGUAACUAUCUCACUCAAAUAAGCCGUGACAAACUGCCGGACGCGGGUUCUCCAUUUGAAGGGGAAGGUGGGAAAGUGAUCGAUGCUGUGGAGUUUGUGCUACAAAACUUCACGGAGAUGAACAAGUUGUGGGUGCGGAUGCAGCAUCAGGGUCCUGCUCGGGAGAAGGAGAAGCGGGAAAAGGAACGAAGUGAACUUCGUGAUUUGGUGGGAAAAAAUCUGCAUGUGCUCAGUCAGUUAGAAGGCGUGGACUUGGAAAUGUAUAAGGAUGUGGUCCUUCCUCGAGUGCUUGAGCAGAUUGUCAACUGCAAGGAUGAGAUAGCCCAAUUUUAUUUGAUGGAUUGUGUCAUCCAAGUAUUUCCAGAUGACUUUCAUCUACAAACUUUGGAGAUUAUACUCAGCGCCUGCCCACAAUUGCAGCCAUCAGUGGAUGUAAAGACUGUAAUGUCACAGCUGAUGGAGCGCCUAUCCAAGUAUGCAGGUGCUUCACCUGAGUUCCUACCAGACUUUCAUCAGGUGGAAGCGUUUUCAAAAUUUAGCCAAGCUGUUAUGGAGGUUGUAGAAGCUCAGCCAGAUAUGUCAUUGGCUAGCACUAUCAGUCUUUACGUGGCACUCCUUGCUUUCGUUUUAAGUGUGCACAGUGACCAUCUUGAAUACGUCGAUCAAGUUUUGGGAUUAUGUGCUAAGAGAUUGGAGGGAAAGGGACGUAUAAAAGAUGCCAAGGCAACAAAGCAGCUUGUGUUGCUCUUAACUGGACCAUUAGAAAAGUACAAGGAUGUGGUAGUGAUUUUGAAGUUGAGCAACUAUGCUCAUGUGAUGGGACAUCUGGAUCAUGACACUAAUAAAAGUAUGGCGGUGGUUCUUAUCCAAUCUGUGCUGUCCAACUACAUUCAGAUCGGAGAGCCUGAUAAGGUCGAUGCAUUGUUGGAUCUCUUGAAGGAGCUUACCCAGGAUAUCGGCGAUGCAUCAGCUAAGGCACCACCCAAGUACAACUGGCAGCAGGCAGAUGAUGAAGAUUUCAAAGAAGAACAGAAUUUAAUGGCCAGGCUUGUGCAUAUGCUGAGGAAUGAUGACUUGGAGGUUAUGUUCCAGAUUUUAGUAGUCGCACGCAAACAUUUUGGUGAGGGAGGUCCACGUCGGAUGCAAUACACUCUUCCGCCUCUUGUGUUUUCUACUCUUAAGUUUGUGCACGCCUUGCAGCAAAAGGAAUUAGAAGAGGGCUUUAGUGACAGGGCUGGUUCUCCUGCUAUGAGGAAAGCUUUUCAGUUUUUACAUCAUACAGUGGAGGCUCUUGCCAUGAUUCCUGCAGCUGAACUAGCUUUGAGACUGUACCUACAAUGCGCGGAGGCUGCUGGUAACUGUGGCUUGGAGCCUGUGGCUUACGAGUUUUUCACCCAGGCGUUCUUGUUGUACGAAGAAGAGGUAGCUGAUUCAAAAGCACAAGUUACUGCUCUUCAUCUCAUAAUUGGGACGUUGCAAAGGACACGAGUUUUUGGUGUGGAGAACAGAGAUACUUUGACCCACAAGGCCACAGGGUAUUCGGCUAAGCUACUCAAGAAGCCUGACCAAUGCAGAGCUGUGGUCGCCUGUUCGCAUUUAUUUUGGGUUGAAGGUCAAAGUGGUGUACGAGAUGGCGAAAGAGUGCUUCUAUGCCUGAAACGCGCAUUGAGAAUUGCUAAUGCGGUUCAGCAAAUGACUGGUGCCACAAGGGGUACCAGUGGCCCGAUGACUCUUUUUGUUGAGAUUCUUAACACGUAUCUUUACUACUUCGACAGAGCAAUACCUCAAAUUACAGCGACUGUUAUUCAGGGGCUGGUAGAACUUAUUAUCACGGAAACACAAAGCGAGGGGUCUGUCCAUGAAGCACAAGUGGAUUCGUAUUUAGCGAACACCUUGAGAUACAUCCAGUACCAGAAACAGAAAGGUGACUACACCGCCGACAGGUAUUCGGCAAUUCAAAUGCUUAAUUAGCUGGCGAUAUAGCUUUGUGAGGCUUUUAAUUCAAUUUGUUCCUUAGCAACUUCUUCACCUUGGAAGCACCACAUCUCGAUUGGCACUUACAAGGCAGACAUUACGUACUACACCCUAUAUAUUUUAUUGGCCUCAUUUCCACCAAUUUUUCCCUAGUUUCACUCCAAGAUAGACAGCCAUGUCGUUUAUUUUUCUUUUGUUGUACAUGUGAAUUUGGAGGGUUUUAAGGUGUCAAGCAGGAAUUAUCUGAACUUAAUUUUCUUUCUGCUUAGAAAGUAACAUGGUUUAUGUAAGGUA
Molecule: messenger RNA, 3132 nt
Organism: Physcomitrium patens
Lineage: Eukaryota; Viridiplantae; Streptophyta; Bryopsida; Funariales; Funariaceae
Product: vacuolar protein sorting-associated protein 35B
Biological process (GO): retrograde transport, endosome to Golgi; intracellular protein transport
Cellular component (GO): retromer, cargo-selective complex; retromer complex; late endosome
Source: RefSeq, a predicted model, not a curated record